AUGUCAGCAGAAACCAAGACCUCACCAGAAGAUGAAUCCAUGUCUAUCUCCCAGGAUCCUGUUGAGGAAGAUGAGAAUCUCAGUGACAUUGACUCACAUGCUGGCAGUGAGCGUGAUGCCAUGUCUGAAGCCGGCUCUGAAACCCCCUCCAUCUCUGACAAAUCCAGUGCUCGGAACAGCCGCUCAACGUCUAACACUCCGACAAACACCAGAUCAACCCGAAGCAGAGACAACCCGGAGUUUGUAGCUAAACAAAAAUCCUUCAUGGCCAAGAUUCAAGCUGCAACGUCAGGGGUGGACAGCCCCAUGGCGAGACCUGACACACCUGGAAAGAGGAAGAGAGAUAGUAGUGCCUCAUCAACACAGAGUUCCUCCAAGAAAAGAAAGUCGGGAAAAGCAGACAACAAUGGUCAGGACUAUCAGAAUGACAACUACUGUUGGGAAUGCCAUCGUGAAGGUGUCUUUAUAUGUUGCGAAAUGUGUCCCAGAGUAUUUCAUCUGAAAUGUGCUGGGAUGGAGAAGGAGCCGGAAGAAGACUGGGCUUGUAGUGAAUGUCAUGCUGUUAUGCAGGCAGAGAAUAUUGAAAACAGAUCCCGAGCUAUGCAACUCAUAUCAGUAGAGCAGCUUUGCACCCUGCUGAAGUUUGCCCUAAAUCGAUUGAAGACAAUGCCUGGGAUGGAACCAUUCACAAAACCUGUAGAUACUACAGAAUUUCCUACUUAUGAAGAUGUUGUGGUCCAUCCAGUUGACUUCACCUCCCUCGAGCGCAACAUAAAGAGAAAGUUUUAUGGUUCUACGGAAGCAUUUUCUUCGGACGCCAGAUGGAUUGUACAUAAUUCUGUGAUAUUUAAUGGAGCAAACUCCAAAGUGACUUCAAUGGCAAGGUCAUUGGUUAAGAUUCUGAAGCAGGAUAUGAGUGAAAUAGAGACCUGCCCAGACUGUUACAUGAAUGCUCAUCAAAAACCAAAUAGUUGGUUUACUGAAGCUUGCAGAUCGGCUCAUCCACUGAUAUGGGCUAGAUUGAAAGGCUUCCCCUUCUGGCCAGCUAAAGCUGUCAAGUGGAAGGAUGGCAAUGUUGAUGUCAGAUUUUUUGGGAGACAUGACAGGUCAUGGGUUCCCAUCAAGGAGUGCUUCCUCUUCUCUGAGCAAAUGCCAACACCUCUGAAGAACCGUAAUAAAACUCUGGAAUCCUGUCUGCAAGAGGUAAAUGAUCAUAUUACCAAACUGAGAGAGAGAUUUGGUAAAUUCAAGUAUGCUCCUCAUCGCGUCCAGUUCAACCCACUUGACCAGGAUCAGAUUAAGAUUAUGCUGCCAAAUUAUAAAGGACCAGUUCCUUUGAGGGUUCGUGCUCAGUCCAGAGCACUCUCCAGACUUUCUGGUCAGUCAGAUGAUGAAACAUCUUCAGUUGCAUCAACUGAUAGUGGUGCAUCCACCAGAAGAAGAAAAAGGGAAUCAGGAACAUCAUCAGCUACUCAGGAGACAGAAACGGAGGCGGAAUUUCCAAGUCAGUCCUCGGUGCAAGAUGAUGACGAAAGAACCGACAAUACUCCUUUUGUAAAAUCAGAAGAAAUUGAAGACCAUAGUUACUCCAAACCUAAAGCUCAAGAAGGUAAAGCUGAAGUGAAGUUAGAAGUGAAAACGGAACAUUUAGCCAAACUAGAGUGUCAAGAUCUAAAGGAGGACUCUGAUGAAAUGGAAUGUGAAGGCUACCCUACAGGAAACUAUGAUGAGGAAGAAGAUGCCUACAGUCUUUUAAAUGGUCGACCUUUGACUGUGGAGAAAGUCCCCCAAAUAUCCAAAAAGCCAAAACUGAUAAGAACAAGACCAUUGCUCAAUGAUGCAGAAUCGAAAUCUGAGAAGACUGAGGCAGAGUUGGAGGAUGAGGCAGAGCUGGAGGAGAAAAAAGAAAAUGAACAAGUGAAAGAAGCUGAGUCCCCCAAAGAAAUGAAAGAGGAGGAGGAGGAUGGUGAUUGCGACGAAGCGGAGGAGGAUGAUGGGGAUGAUGAUGAUGAUAAUGAUAAUGAUGAGGAGGAAGAAGUAACUAUGCCUGCUGAUGAUGAUGAUGAGGAAGAAGAGGAAGAUGAAGAGUUAGGCAGACUACAGUUGAGUACUACUGAAGGAGAAGAUGCACAAGAUGAAGAUGAUAAAGAAGAACAAGAAGAUCAAACAAUGAAGGGAAAUGAAAGUGAGAGUGAGGAGGAGAAGGAAGAGGAAAAUAUAUUGAAGCUGGGAUUAAAAGACAGCUUAUUAUCAAGUGAGACCAAACUAAAGAAAGAUGAAGGUGAAUUGGAGAAGGAAAAAGAUAUUAGUGAAAGUGAUGUAGCCAUUGCUUGUCAUAAAGAGGACAUUAGUAAUAGUAGUACUAGUAGUCACUGUGAUAAAACCUUACAAGGUGAUGACAGAUUUUUGUCAAACAAACCAACAGGUCAUGAACGGAAAGAGGGAAGCAGCCCAAAGAGUGUGGAUGGACCAGAAAAGGAAAAGAGCUCCAAAGACUCCAGAAGUGAUAGUGAAAUGUGUGAAAAAGAUACAAAGCAGGACAUUAAGAGCAGUAGUGACAGGGACUUGCAAACUAGAACAUUAGUGGAAAAAGUGACUGGAUACCCUGGAAUAGUUAUUAAAAGGAUAGUUGACACAUCCAAUAGCAAAUCUUUAAUAGAAGCUAGUGAUAGACGUACUUUAUCAAAGUUGGGAGACGAUAGUUUUUCACACAAAGUAGAGAAUAAGGGCAGUAAUGAAUUGGAGGUGAAAAGUAGUGAUCAAGCAGAAAUUAAAGAUAAGAAUACCGAUAGUUUAAGUGAAAGUAGUAGUGUAAGUAAUGAAAAAGAUGGGGAUGCUGAAAGGGAAAAGCUGCUGGAAACAGACAGUUUAAAGAAUAUCAACGAAACAUCAGAGACCACCGAUUGUGAUGCCGGUCGUGCGAGCGAUAAACCUCGCGAUGCCGAGGUUUUGAGCGGCCAGGAUGAAAGUGACGAUGAAACCAGACUGCAGAUAGAUAAGGCUGACAGUGAUGAUGGUGACUGUGAUAAGGAAAGGCCGAACGUGUUAAAAAAUGUCACUCAACCAGAAAGCAAUAAGGAUGAGAGUGUGAGUGGUAAAGGCAAAUGUUUGGAUGGUAGAGAAAGUGAAAAGGUAGUAGUAAGUGAAAGAGACAGUGGGAGUAAUAGUAAUGAAAAUGAACUUGAGAGAAUUAAAAGGGAAUUUGCCAGUAAGAUGGGCAUAUCCAUUACUGUGAAAGAUAGUGACAAAAAGAGUUCCGCACAAUCUAAGCAAAGUGAAGAGAAAAUGGAAGUUGAUGAAGCUUUGUCUAGAAAAGAUAAUGAAGACAAAGAAAAGGAGAGCAUGGAAACUGAGAGUGAAAGUAAAGGUAGUACUUUGGAAAAGACAAAGGAAAGUGGUAAACAGCAGGAAGAGGAACCUUCCAGGAACACUCUCUAUGAUGCUGUUCAGUUAAUGAAGAAUAUGGGAACUAUAGCAAUAACAAAAUUAGAGAAGUCGUCCGAGCUUGAGUCACGACUGGAGAGUAGCAUCGGCUUGUCUUUGGCCAGAGGCCAAACAAAAUCAGAUAGCAGUGAUUCCAAAAAAGAUGAAAGUGACCAUUCUGUCAGGAAUGAGGAGAGCGAGUCUCGUGUUACAAAGUCUUCUAGUAGUAAUAAAAAUAUGGAACAGCAAAUAUCUGCAUUAGGAUGUAGUGUUAGUGUGACAAAGGCAUUGGAUAAAGAUAGGGAUAAAGAGAAAGAGAAAGAGAAGGAAAAGGAUAGAGAGAAGGAAAAAGACAAGGAAAAGGAAAAAGUUAAAAUGCCAUCUGGUGUUGAUACUACACGUCUAAGUCCUUCCAUUUCUAUUAUAGCUGUAACUGGUGUCACUGAGCGGCAUCGAGUUAAGACUACUAUUGCUCCGCUCUCUGCUUCUAAUCCAAAUCGUAAUUCACCCACACCCUCUGGGCAAAAUGCUCCUAGGAGUUCUCCAUCAGUUAAUGCUCAAAAUCAUCAUGAAAACUCAUCAUCAUCUGGUCAGCCAAAUAAUCCGCCAAGAGUUUCAUCUGCUUCAUCUAGCAACUCGCCUCAUACUGGUAAUGCUGGAGGAAUUCCACCUCCUCCCCCACUGUCCCAUCCUCAGUCAUCCCCCUCUAAUAGUGCUUCGUCUAGAGGUGUGUUCGUUCCACCAUCUGCUAGUAAUCAGGUUUUAGGAAUGGCAAAUAAUCGUGCACCUAUCAUAACUAGUCCUGGGUUGAGAAUGAUGUCAGCACCUGGUCCAGGGCCUGGCUUGAUGUUCCCUAAUCGGCUUCCAGGAAUGCCUCCCACGAGACAUUUACCUCCAGAAGCAGGGCCUCUUGCAACGCAGCUUCACAAACAUUCACAGAAAUUAGCUGAAGUCAUGAGAGCCACUUUAGAGGAUGUUCUUGGAGGUCUUGUAGGAACUGGUACUCCUGAAGCCCGGCUUGCUGCACUCCAGUUGGAGUUAGAGCGUACCAGUUGGAGACAUCAGCAAGAACUAGCAGAAGUGCGACACAAUGCAGACGUCAUGCUGGUAGAAAUGAGGGCUAACCUUGAGGCUGAAAAGCAAAGAGCAGUGGAGGAAGUGAAGAGACAAAUGGAACAGCAGCUUGUUGAAGUCAUGGAAGAAAACAGGAUGGAGCGUCAGAUGGUCGAGAGGUUGGCUGAGGUCAAACGGCAGAUGGAAGCAGAACGACAAAGAGCAGUGGAAGAGACUAAAAAGAAACAGUGGUGUGCAAAUUGUGGGAAGGAAGCACUCUUCUUCUGUUGUUGGAACACUUCCUAUUGUGACUACCCAUGCCAGCAAUCUCAUUGGCCCCAACAUAUGUCAGUAUGUGGACAAAAUAGCGACAGCGGAGGUGGGGGUGGCGGCGAAGGAGGUUCAGAUUCUGUCAAUGGGGAAGCGAGUGCUCAGUCUUCGAGAGUUUCCACUCCUGUCCAAAGCCUAGUAGCAGCACAGGUAAGAGAAGCUUUGAAUGAUAAUAGUACAGUGUCCUAUUUAUUUCUGACACAUACAAAGUCCAUAUUUGAAGCUUAGUUGAAUGAUGAAGGA
Molecule: messenger RNA, 5049 nt
Organism: Macrobrachium nipponense
Lineage: Eukaryota; Metazoa; Arthropoda; Malacostraca; Decapoda; Palaemonidae
Product: MYND-type zinc finger-containing chromatin reader ZMYND8-like
Cellular component (GO): cytoplasm; nucleus
Molecular function (GO): protein binding; transcription corepressor activity
Source: RefSeq, a predicted model, not a curated record